AAAGAAACAGAAGAAGAAAUACUCGAGUUGGAGAGAUCUUUGGAGCAUGGAUUUGAGACUUCAUUUCCAGUCCGGCGGAUCUCACACGACUUUAGGUUUGAGAGUUAAUUUGAGGCGGGACGCCCGUUUCAAUUGCUAGAGGAUGAUUUCAUUCUCGAAGUGCUAAUUCUUCAUCAAGGUCGGGAGUUCGUGUUAGAUCUCCGAUAACCACUCCAAAACCUGCAUUCCGAUCGAGCGAAGCUGCAUCAGUGUUCAACAUUGGGAGAUUUCGAGGCUUCCAUUGCGUCAGGUAUUACAGCUCUGUGUUACUUUGAAUUAAUUUAUGGCUUCAACUGUUCUUAAUGUGCCUAAUAGUGUUCGAGGAAUUGAUGGUUUGGAUUGCGGCUCCUAUCUUGGGCUAAGACCUUCGCCAAGUUGAAAUUUCCUCUGUGUUCUCCUUGUCUUUUCAUUGUGAGAGCGGCGAUGAAUGCAGAGUGGAAAGCUGCGGUCGUGGAUGGCUGCGUUCCAGAAGCGCCUCCUGUGCCGCCAAAACCGGAUCGCCAGUCGGAACUCCUGUGAUUCCUUUACUGGAGUUAUAACGAAUGGAGUCUGUACUUCAAUUAUGCAAACAAGCUGUCGCCCAGGGAUGCAAGUUCAUUGUAUGGUCCAUAAGGCUUCUCGGAAUAAUUCUUCUUUUCCCAUUGCAGCAUAUCAGGUUUCGGGCAUAUAAUCGAUAAACAAGGCUGGAGGGUUCUCAAUAUGAUUGACGAAGAAAAGGUCAUGGAGUCUCUCAUGUAAAACCAAGCGGGCGUGUUCUAUCUUCUUCAGAGGUAAAAACCACAUUAUAUUCAAACUUUGGAUUGAGUUUUGAAAUUUAAGCUUUAUACACUGUUUUCAACUUACAGGUUGUUUUUUGGUUUUGGCAUCGAUUAGACACUUUCAAAAUCAAAGAAAUUUCGGGUUCGGAUUCAAUUGUUUUCUUAGGAAAUAUGAAAACCAUUGUAAAAAAAAUGGUAAGAGAAUAAGCACAUAUAGGUUAUAUAUCGUACAAGGCUUUAGUAGUAAUUCACGGAUCAACCCUAUCCUUCAUCA
Molecule: messenger RNA, 1071 nt
Organism: Cucurbita moschata (crookneck pumpkin)
Lineage: Eukaryota; Viridiplantae; Streptophyta; Magnoliopsida; Cucurbitales; Cucurbitaceae
Exons: 6
Coding region: 467-709 (80 amino acids)
Source: RefSeq, a predicted model, not a curated record